UCCCUCGACCACAUCCUUUACACGGUUCUGGGAUUAUUACACCAUUUCAAAUUUUGAAUGCAUGGGAAGCGCAAUGUUGCCCUCUUGAUGGAAUUUUACAUAAAUGGAUUUUGCUGACUAAUAACCAAUUACAAGGCAUUUCAGCUGCAUCACAAAAACUAGUAUAUUGGUAUAAAGAAUAG
This is a messenger RNA of Diversispora eburnea, 182 nucleotides long. NCBI's taxonomy places the organism in Eukaryota, Fungi, Glomeromycota, Glomeromycetes, Diversisporales, Diversisporaceae. The record is from the annotation of a GenBank genome assembly.